Messenger RNA from Spinacia oleracea (spinach), 1370 nucleotides. Its product is annotated as galactinol synthase 2. NCBI's taxonomy places the organism in Eukaryota, Viridiplantae, Streptophyta, Magnoliopsida, Caryophyllales, Amaranthaceae. The transcript is spliced from 3 exons. The coding region runs from base 95 to 1132 and encodes 345 amino acids. Gene Ontology annotation, molecular function: glycosyltransferase activity. The record is from RefSeq and is a predicted model, not a curated record.
CCUUUAAUUACCACCACUUCAAACACAACACAUCAACAAAACAAAACAGUACCAAAUCUAAAUCUUCUCAUCUUUUUUGACAAACUUUUCCUAAAUGGCCCCGGAAAUAGUAAAGAGCGGAGUUGACUCGGUCGGAUUUACAAAGACACCACUGAGUCAACCCAGUAGAGCGUUCGUGACGUUCUUAGCUGGAAACGGUGAUUAUGUAAAAGGAGUAGUUGGGUUAAUCAAAGGGUUAAGGAAAGUAAAAAGUGCUUAUCCUUUGGUUGUGGCGGUGUUACCUGAUGUCCCUGAAGAUCACCGCGAAAUAUUGGUGUCGCAGGGUUGUAUUGUUCGCGAAAUCGAACCCAUUUACCCGCCACAAAAUAAUACCCAGUUUGCUCAUGCUUAUUACGUCAUCAACUAUUCUAAGCUCCGAAUUUGGGAGUUGGUGGAGUACGAGAAGCUGAUAUACUUAGAUGGAGAUAUCCAAGUGUUUAAAAACAUAGACCAUCUAUUUGAUUUACCAAAUGGGUAUUUCUAUGCUGUGAUGGACUGCUUUUGUGAGGCAUCAUGGAGUAAAACCCCUCAAUAUAAGAUCGGAUAUUGCCAACAGUGCCCUGAGAAAGUCCAAUGGCCCACCGCCGAGCUCGGCCCACUUCCAUCACUCUAUUUCAAUGCUGGGUUCUUUGUGUAUGAGCCUAGUAUUCCUACUUAUCAUGAUAUCCUUAAGAAGCUUCAAGAAACCCCUCCUACCUCCUUUGCUGAGCAGGACUUUUUGAACAUGUACUUCAAGGACAAAUUCAAGCCACUACCAAUUGACUACAACCUAGUGUUAGCCUUCCUAUGGAGGCACCCGGAGAAGGUGGACUUGAACAAGGUGAGGGUGGUGCACUACUGCGCGGCGGGUUCAAAGCCAUGGAGGUUUACAGGGAAAGAAGAGAACAUGGAAAGGGAAGACAUAAAAAUGUUAGUAAAGAUGUGGUGGGAUGUUUAUAAUGACACGUCAUUGGAUUACAACCCUGCUGCCGAAGCUGCUUCUGGUGGCGGCGGCGGCGGUGGUGGUGGUGGUGUUAUGAAGCCUGUUUCGUUUAGAGAAGCUUUGUCAAAGGCAGGUGUUGUUAACUAUGUUACUGCACCUUCUGCUGCUUAGGUUUAGAGGAUCGAGCUAGUUAUUAAUUAGGUUUAGGGACUAAAUUUGUGUCUUUAUUUUUAGGUUUCAUUUUGUAUAUAGGGAACUGUAUUUUGUAUUUUGUUUUUUUUAUAAUUUUGAGUGCUUUGUUUUUGUUUAUACGUUUGGAAGAAUAGUGUGAAUGCGUGAGAGUUAUAUUAAUUGUAAGAGAAGGGGUGAAGUUAUGUUCACAAAUUGUUUAUAAAUAAUGCUUACUAAA